This is a messenger RNA of Parathielavia appendiculata, 1940 nucleotides long. RefSeq names its product Nop domain-containing protein. The transcript is spliced from 2 exons. Gene Ontology annotation, molecular function: snoRNA binding. The coding region runs from base 143 to 1699 and encodes 518 amino acids. NCBI's taxonomy places the organism in Eukaryota, Fungi, Ascomycota, Sordariomycetes, Sordariales, Chaetomiaceae. The record is from RefSeq and is a predicted model, not a curated record. Gene Ontology annotation, cellular component: box C/D methylation guide snoRNP complex; small-subunit processome.
AAAAUACACAACCAAGAGAGCAACUGCUAGCCGCAUCUCACACCGGUGGCCAUUGAUCAGUUGGGACGGGUCGACACGCCCCCAGAGCCGUCACACACAGCGCGCCGCUAUAUCAGUAUCCGAACCCAAACAUUCGGUCAAAAUGGUGGUAGUCAAUUACCUGCUCUUCGAGAGCGCCGUCGGCUUCUCUUUGUUCGAGGUGGUGCACCAGGCCGAUACCGUCGGCCUGGAGCUCCCCGAGGUCAAGGAUGCAAUGAAGAGCCUCGACAAGUUCGGCAAAAUGGUCCAAUUGCGCAGUUUCAACCCAUGGACCUCCGCGGCCCACGGUUUGGAAGCGAUUAAUCUCAUCUCUGAAGGGAUCAUGCCCGACCACCUCAAGAACACCCUCGAACUUAACCUGCCGCAGACCAGCGGAAAGAAGAGCAAGAUUGUGCUCGGCGUGGUCGACAAGCGGAUAGCGGGCGAGAUCAGUGCUGCAUUCCCCGGUGUCCAAUGCGAGGCUGCCGACACUUCCGAAGUUGUUGCUGCACUCCUGCGCGGCAUCCGUCUGCAUGCCAACAAGCUGCUCAAGGGCCUGCAGGAGGGCGACAUCAACCGCGCUCAGCUGGGCCUCGGCCACGCUUACUCCCGCGCCAAGGUUAAGUUCAGCGUUCACAAGAACGACAACCACAUCAUUCAGGGCAUUGCGACGCUUGACGCGCUCGACAAGGGUAUCAACCAAGGUGCCAUGCGUGUGAGGGAGUGGUAUGGCUGGCACUUCCCCGAGCUCAUCCGGAUCGUGUCCGAUAACGGCACCUACGCAAAGCUGGUUCUUGCGAUCGGCGACAAAAAGACGCUUACUGACGAGAGCGUCGACGAUCUCGCGAAUCUCUUAAAUCAAGACCAGGACAAGGCGGAGGCUAUCGUUCAGGCCGCCAAGAUUUCCAUGGGUCAGGACAUCAGCGAGUAUGAUCUCGCCAUGGUCAAGGACCUCGCCGCCAACGUCUCCAAGAUGGCCGAUUACAGACGCAUCCUUGCCGAGUCGCUCGACAAGAAGAUGGGCGAUGUCGCCCCCAACCUGCAGGUCAUCCUUGGCACGCCUGUCGCCGCCCGCCUCAUCUCCCAUGCCGGCUCCCUCACCAACCUCGCCAAGUACCCCGCCUCCACGCUCCAGAUCCUUGGUGCCGAGAAGGCCCUCUUCCGGGCGCUCAAGACCAAGGGCGCGACCCCCAAAUACGGUCUGCUCUACCAGAGCUCAUUCAUCGGGCGUGCCGGCCCCAAGGUCAAGGGCCGCAUCUCGCGGUAUCUGGCCAACAAGUGCUCCAUUGCCAGCCGUAUCGACAACUUCUCGGAGAAGCCGACGAGGCGCUUUGGUGAGGUCAUGCGGGAUCAGCUGGAGCAGCGUCUCGAGUGGUACGCCAAGGGCACCAAGCCAAUGAAGAACAUCGAGGCCAUGGACAAGGCUAUCAAGGCGGUCAUGGCCGAUGGCGAUGACAUGGAUAUUGACGAGGAGAUGAUCGAUCACCCAUCCGCCAAGGGGAAGAAGGACAAGAAGGACAAGAAGGACAAGAAGGACAAGAAGAAGGAGGACAAGGAAGAGAAGAAGGAAAAGAAGGACAAGAAGCGGAAGAGCGUCGGCGGUGAGGAUGUCGAGAUGGCAGACGUCGCCGAAGGCGAGAAGAAGAAGAAAAAGAAGAGAAAGUCGGUGGCUGCCGAAUAGCUUGCCAAUGCUUGCUAUGUCUGUUGGACGGCGCGCACUUUCUUUCUUUUGGUUGAUCUUCGCUCUGCUUUCUUGGAGUUCUUGUGUGGGUCGGGGUAGGGCAAAACGGAGUUCUUUGGUUGUGUCUAGAUGGCUUAUUGUUCAAUGGGAUGUAUCAUACCCUCAAAUGGAAUGGAAACGAGGUAGAAGUCUAUCUACUUAGUCGGAUCCAAUGCCGUGGAGUCUUCCCUGGUAGAAGCCA